Molecule: messenger RNA, 1260 nt
Organism: Adineta steineri
Lineage: Eukaryota; Metazoa; Rotifera; Eurotatoria; Adinetida; Adinetidae
Source: the annotation of a GenBank genome assembly
AUGAAACAAAUUGAAGAUAGACCAAUAUCGGUCAUAGAUCAUUUUGAUCGAUUUACGAUCGUAUUUGAUAUUUCAAUUUCAAUUAUUGGUGGUCUUAUUGUUCAUCAAUUAAUACCAAUGUUGAAAGAAAAAUUUAUUAAAGCACAAUUAUGGGGUUAUGAUUUAAAUAAACGAAAUUCAAGAGAAGUUAAAGUUGCGGAAUCUCAAGGCGUAAUAGCAGCUGGUAUCUUUCUCGUGUUAAUGUUCAUUAUGAUUGCUGUUGUUUUCGCUGAACAUUUACAUCCAGAAGGUGUAUUUCCAAAUCAUAAAUUUGUUGAAUAUUUAGCUGCACUACUUUCAAUAUGUUGUAUGGUAUUACUUGGUUUUGCUGAUGAUGUACUUGAUUUACGUUGGAGUGUUAAAUUAUUAUUACCAUUGUUUGCAUCAUUACCAUUAUUACUCGUUUAUUUUGCUAAUUAUCAUUCAACUACAAUUAUUCUACCUAAACCAGUGAGACCAUAUUUAGGUCAACAAUGGAAUCUUGGAAUUUUAUAUUACGUAUAUAUGAGUAUGGUAGCUGUAUUUUGUACAAAUGCAAUUAAUAUAUUAGCCGGUGUUAAUGGACUUGAAGUUGGUCAAUCGAUUGUUAUUGCUUGUUCAAUAUUGGUUUUUAAUCUAAUUGAAUUACAAGGUGCGAAUUCUGAAGAACAUUUAUUUUCAUUAUAUUUUAUGAUUCCAUUUAUUGCUUGUACAAUACCGGUUUUAAUACGAAAUUGGUGUCCAGCAGAAAUAUUUGUUGGUGAUACACUUUGCUAUUUUGCUGGUAUGACAUUUGCCGUUGUGGGUAUUAUUGGUCAUUUUAGCAAGACGAUGUUACUUUUUUUUAUACCACAAAUUAUUAAUUUUCUACUUUCGGUACCACAAUUAUUUAAAUUUAUUCCAUGUCCACGACAUCGUUUACCUAGAUUGGAUCCAGACGUAAAUAAAUUGAACCCAUCGAUAGUUGAAUUCAAGAAAAAAGAUUUGAAACUACUUGGUUGGUUAAUGUUACGAUUUUUUUCAAUAACAAAAUUUAUUCGUUAUCGUGAAUUUACCAAUAAUGAUAAUGAAAUUAUGAUUUCAACAACAAAUUUUACUAUUAUUAAUACAGUUCUUUGUUGGUGUGGACCAUUACAUGAAGAAACACUUUCUCGAAUCUUAAUGUUAAUACAAAUUGUAUUUGGAAGUUUAUUAACAUUUUUUAUCCGUUAUUAUUUGGUGACAUUCUUUUAUGAUUCAUAA